AUGAACUUCGCAUAUAUCACGUCCUCAGGAUCAGUCAUUUCAUAUGAUGAUUUAUCCGAAGUUGAAGUGACGGCAAAAUUAUCAGCACGAGGAGUAGAUGAAGUGUCGUCACCUGACUGUGAUUUUGAACAGAUUGAUUUUAUAAACAAGGCAUACAUUUCCUCAUCAGGAUCAUCUGUUUCGUUCGUCAAAUUAUUUACCGCAGCUGUAGCAUUAGCAAAGGAGUCGGCAAAGUGUUGAGCGUCCCUCUCUGUCGUAGUUUCUGCCACGGGAUCAUCUUCAUCUAACAUAUGGAGGAUGUUGGGCGUUAGACCAGCUAAGCAUCUCUCGUCCGACUUCCUUGAACGUAAGUAGUAAUCUCUUUGAGGGCUAUCACCUGAUGCUACUGUAACAAAACUCUCGUUUAGGGAAUCAUCAUCAUCCUCCGUAGAACUUGAUUUUGUUUCCACGCCUUCAAGGUCAUAGAGAAUAUCCCGACGAAUGACAGUGAUAUCCUCAUCAGUUGGCUGAUAGUCUUCAUCUCGCUGUCGAGGACUAGUUGAAGUAAAGGACACAAAUUCAUUGGCAGUUUCCUCAGUAGAUGUAGUAUCGGAAGGCAUUGACUGCGAUCGAACAUUAUUUAGUACAUCCUCCUCGUCAUCAACUUCAUCCGUGAAGUCCAUGGCAAUAAUAUUUUUUGCGGAAUCUCCAGGUUUUGAUUUCGAUUCCUGCUGACGUUUCUUCGCGACCUCAGUUUUGAGCUUAUUCGUGAGAGAUCUUGUAACUCUUCUCUUGCACCAUGUAUCCAUAAAAUUUGAAUUUGGACCAAAUGCAGGGAGAUCAAAACCAAGAACCCUUGCUCGUUUUCGUGUUGAUGUUGAAGCCGAACCGGUUUCGGGUUCAAGAAGAGUCAGCUCACCGCUCAUAUAUUGCUUAAAAGCCUUAACAACAACAGGAUUUGUCAAAACUUGCUUUAGAAGCCGUUUAACUUGA
Molecule: messenger RNA, 972 nt
Organism: Rodentolepis nana
Lineage: Eukaryota; Metazoa; Platyhelminthes; Cestoda; Cyclophyllidea; Hymenolepididae
Source: the annotation of a GenBank genome assembly